Recurvomyces mirabilis is the source of this 1335-nucleotide messenger RNA. RefSeq lists its product as uncharacterized. Bases 1 to 1335 code for a protein of 444 amino acids. The transcript is spliced from 2 exons. The record is from RefSeq and is a predicted model, not a curated record. NCBI's taxonomy places the organism in Eukaryota, Fungi, Ascomycota, Dothideomycetes, Mycosphaerellales, Teratosphaeriaceae. Gene Ontology annotation, molecular function: monooxygenase activity; FAD binding.
AUGGCGUCCAAGAACGUCCUGAACUUGCAUAUAUGCAUCGUCGGUGCCGGCAUGGGCGGCCUUGCCACUGCGCUGGCAUUGGCGAAAGAAGGCUUCCAACACAUAGACGUCUAUGAAGGAGCCUCGACCCUCGGCUUCGUAGGUGCUGGCAUCCAGCUAGCACCGAAUAUGGCGCGUAUUCUGGAUCGGAUGGGCGUCUGGAAAGACAUUGAGCGAGAAGCAGUCGACCUUCAGGAUACCAGCAUAAGACAGGGCUCGACAGACCAGGAACUGGGACAUGUGGAUCUGAAGUACAUCCGUUCGACUUACGACUACCCACAUAUGGUAGGACAUCGAUCUUCGUUGGCAGGAUCGAUAUAUGAAGGGUGUAAGCGAGAAAAGACGAUCAAUUUCUUCUUCGCCACUGAGAUCGAGGUUGUCGAGUCAUACGGCCCUCGACCAUCAUUCAAAGCUCGGCCACGAAAAGGUGGCGAGCCCUAUGAUGUGCAGUGUGAUGUGCUCCUCGCAGCAGACGGCGUCAAAUCGACAAUACGAGAUCAAAUGCUUCGGUUGGCGAACAUAAGCGCCAAAAUUGUGGAUACUGGGCAAGCAGCUUAUCGAAUCAUGCUCAAACGGGAAGACAUGGCGAACGAUCCCGAACUACUAGAAUUGCUAGACAAGGAAUCCGUGACUCGUUGGAUUGGCGAGAAACGACAUAUCAUUGCAUAUCCAGUGUCAAAUAAGCAGAUCUACAACAUGAGUACAGUACAGCCCGACCUCAACUUCGCCGCUGCGCCAUCAGCAACAUACACAACGAAAGGCAGCAAGCCACAGAUGAUGGAAGUCUUUGGCGAUUUCUGUCCGAAGGUGAGAAGGAUGCUCGAUCUAGUGCCCGAUGGUGAAGUUUGUGAGUGGAAGCUACGAGUCCACGAGCCUCUACCUUUCUGGGUCUACGAUCAGACAGCUCUGGUGGGCGAUGCAUGCCAUCCAACACUUCCACAUCUGGCCCAGGGUGCGGCACAAGCCAUCGAAGACGGUGCGGUGAUCGCUGUGGUUCUGUCGAAGCUGCCGAACACUUCUCCCGAGGCCAUACAUAAGGCGCUGAAGGUCUAUGAGAAAGUUCGGAUGGAGCGAGCAUAUACUCUGGUUGAGCUUGCGGCAGCGUCAGGUCGGGCCAUGCAUCUAGGCGAGGGAGCGGCAAAGGAGGAGCGGGAUCGGCAGUUUGCUGCGCUCAAAGAUGGCAAAGGUCCUGUGCCAGAUAAGUGGGCGGAUGCCGAUGUACAAAAGAAGAUCUACGGUACAGAUGUGGUGAAGGUUGCGAAAGAGGAAUUCGGGGCUAUAUAUGCUAAGCUAUAG